Penicillium cinerascens is the source of this 2001-nucleotide messenger RNA. Its product is annotated as GMC family oxidoreductase. Gene Ontology annotation, molecular function: flavin adenine dinucleotide binding; oxidoreductase activity, acting on CH-OH group of donors. NCBI's taxonomy places the organism in Eukaryota, Fungi, Ascomycota, Eurotiomycetes, Eurotiales, Aspergillaceae. Bases 1 to 2001 code for a protein of 666 amino acids. The transcript has 10 exons. The record is from RefSeq and is a predicted model, not a curated record.
AUGACUAUCCCGGAAGAAGUUGACAUCAUCAUUUGUGGAGGUGGUAGCUCAGGAUGUGUCCCUGCAGGCCGUCUGGCAAACCUUGACCAUAAUCUCUCUGUUUUGCUGAUCGAGGCGGGAGAGAACAAUCUUAAUAAUCCAUGGGUCUAUCGUCCUGGCAUCUACCCCAUUAACAUGAAGCUUGAUUCGAAAACUGCAUCUUUCUAUCAUUCUCGCCCUUCGGAGCAUCUGGAUGGCCGACAGGCCAUUGUCCCCUGUGCAAAUAUUCUCGGGGGAGGGAGCUCAAUCAACUUCAUGAUGUAUACGAGGGCGUCUGCCUCGGAUUAUGAUGACUUUCAAGCCGAAGGUUGGAAGACAAAAGACCUGAUUCCUCUGAUGAAAAAGCAUGAGACCUACCAGCGUGCUUGCAAUAACCCCGACCUGCAUGGAUUUGAGGGCCCUAUCAAGGUGUCUUUCGGCAACCAUACCUAUCCUAUCGCGCAGGAUUUCCUCCGUGCCGCUGAAUCCCAAGGAAUUCCAACUACCGACGAUCUUCAAGAUUUAAAAACCGCUCAUGGAGCUGAGCACUGGCUCAAGUGGAUCAAUCGGGACACCGGAAGACGAAGUGAUGCUGCCCAUGCGUAUGUGCAUAGUACUAGGUCAAAGCACUCUAACCUCCACUUGCAAUGCAAUACCAAAGUGGACAAGGUGAUCAUCGAGGAUGGUCGUGCAGUUGGGGUCGUGACAGUCCCCACAAAGCCUCUUAAUGGCGGGGAGCCAGUUCGCAAGAUAUUCCGAGCACGCAAGCAAAUCAUCAUUAGUGGUGGUACACUCAGCUCCCCACUAAUUCUGCAGCGGUCGGGAGUGGGUGACCCAGAAAAGCUGCGCCGCGCAGGCGUUGAGCCCUUGGUGGACUUGCCAGGAGUGGGGCGUAACUUCCAGGAUCAUUAUCUCACCUUCUCCGUUUUUAGAGCAAAGCCAGAUGUGGAGACCUUCGAUGAUUUCAUCCGAGGAGAUCCGAAAGUCCAAGAAAAUGCGUUCCAAGAAUGGAAUAUCAAGGGCACCGGUCCAUUGGCAACCAACGGCAUCGAUGCUGGAGUCAAGAUUCGACCCACGGAAGAGGAACUUGAGGAUAUGAAGAAAUGGCCAACCCCGGAGUUUGAGAGUGGGUGGGAUUCUUACUUCAAGAACAAACCAGACAAGCCAGUGAUGCACUAUUCGGUCAUAUCUGGCUGGUUCGGAGACCAUAUGCUCAUGCCACCGGGCAAGUUCUUUACUAUGUUCCAUUUCCUGGAGUAUCCGUUUUCUCGUGGCUCGACCCAUAUCCAAUCGGCUGAUCCAUAUGAGGUACCCGACUUCGAUGCGGGCUUUAUGAAUGACAAACGAGACAUGGCACCCAUGGUCUGGGCCUAUAUAAAGUCCCGUGAGACUGCUCGACGAAUGGGAUCAUAUGCCGGAGAAGUGACAGGAAUGCACCCUCAAUUCGCCUUUAACUCGCCAGCUAGUGCGCGGGAUCUUGAUCUUGCAACGACGAAAGCCUACGCUGGUCCAAAUCAUAUUUCUGCAGGCAUCCAACACGGCUCUUGGUCGCAACCCUUGAAGCCUGGGAAGCAGCCAGCAUCCUCUAUUCUUAGCUCUAACAGACAUGAAGCCCACAAUACCCUUGAAUAUACCAAGGAAGAUAUUGCGCAUAUUGAGAAAUGGGUUCAACGUCAUGUCGAGACAACAUGGCAUUCAUUGGGAACAUGUAGCAUGGCCCCGCGGGAAGGAAGCUCCAUUGCGCCACAUGGCGGUGUUCUAGAUGAGCGCCUGAAUGUCCACGGAGUGAAAGGACUGAAGGUCUGUGACCUGUCGAUUUGCCCUGACAAUGUGGGCUGCAAUACUUUCAGCACGGCUCUUCUUAUCGGUGAGAAAUGUGCUGUUUUGACUGCGGAAGAUCUCGGCUAUUCAGGAGAAGCUUUGAAGAUGGAUGUGCCGAUCUAUCAUGCCCCCGGAGAGUUUGUCAAUCUCACGAGGCUUUAA